This is a messenger RNA of Choloepus didactylus (southern two-toed sloth), 4163 nucleotides long. RefSeq names its product CAP-Gly domain containing linker protein family member 4 (gene CLIP4). The record is from RefSeq and is a predicted model, not a curated record. Lineage: Eukaryota; Metazoa; Chordata; Mammalia; Pilosa; Megalonychidae. Gene Ontology annotation, biological process: cytoplasmic microtubule organization. Gene Ontology annotation, molecular function: microtubule plus-end binding. Gene Ontology annotation, cellular component: microtubule plus-end; nucleus; cytoplasm. The transcript is spliced from 16 exons. Bases 161 to 2266 code for a protein of 701 amino acids.
GCGCGGCAGGAGGCUCGGCGGCCCGGGACAGCCUGUGGGCGCCGCUCGCCGCGCGGGCGGCCCGGCGGCGGGGCGCGCGCCUCGGCCUUUCCUCCGUGACCCCGCGUCCCCGGCCCGCCGCCCCGGGAGGACCCGGCCGAGGCAGGUGGCUUUCUAGAAGAUGACCAUAGAGGACCUUCCAGAUCUUCCAUUAGAAGGAAAUCCUUUGAUUGGAAGAUACCCAUUUUUAUUUCCAGGUUCUGAUACACCUGUUGUCUUUUCAAUUUCUGCAGCACCAAUGCCUUCUGACUGUGAAUUUUCUUUCUUUGAUCCUAAUGAUGCAUCGUGCCAGGAAAUUCUCUUUGAUCCCAAAACUUCAGUAUCAGAAUUAUUUGCCAUUUUAAGGCAGUGGGUUCCUCAGGUCCAGCAAAACAUUGACGUUAUUGGAAAUGAGAUCCUUAAGAGAGGCUGCAAUGUGAACGACAGAGAUGGACUGACAGACAUGACUCUGCUACAUUACACCUGCAAAUCGGGAGCUCAUGGUAUUGGUGAUGUGGAGACAGCUGUCAAAUUUGCAACUCAACUUAUUAAUCUGGGAGCAGAUGUUAGUUUGCGGAGUCGCUGGACGAAUAUGAAUGCUCUGCAUUAUGCUGCUUAUUUUGAUGUGCCGGAGCUUAUAAGAGUGAUUUUGAAGACAUCUAAACCAAAAGAUGUGGAUGCCACUUGCAGUGAUUUUAACUUUGGAACAGCUCUGCACAUUGCAGCAUAUAACCUGUGUGCAGGUGCUGUAAAAUGCUUAUUGGAGCAUGAAGCAAAUCCUGCAUUUAGGAAUGACAAAGGACAAAUCCCUGCUGAUGUUGUUCCAGACCCAGUAGACAUGCCAUUAGAAAUGGCAGAUGCAGCAGCCACUGCUAAAGAAAUCAAGCAGAUGCUGUUAGAUGCAGUGCCCCUGUCAUGUGACAUCUCAAAGGCCAUGCUUCCAAACUAUGAUCAUGUUACUGGCAAGGCAAUGCUUGCAUCACUUGGUCUGAAGUUGGGGGAUCGUGUUUUUAUUGCAGGACAGAAGGUUGGAACAUUAAGAUUUUGUGGAACAACAGAAUUUGCAAGUGGGCAGUGGGCUGGCAUUGAGUUGGAUGAACCAGAAGGAAAAAACAAUGGAAGUGUUGGAAAAGUCCAGUACUUUAAAUGUGCCCCCAAAUAUGGUAUUUUUGCGCCUCUUUCAAAGAUAAGUAAAGCAAAAGAUCGAAGGAAGAAUGUAGCGUCUACAAAAGCUAUACCUUUAACCAGGUCCCGGAAAGUUGAUGUGACCCAUGUAACAUCAAAAGUAAAUACUGGAUUAAUGACACCAAAAAAAGAUAGUGCUUCUGAAUCAACACUUUCAUUGCCUCCUGGUGAAGAAUUGAAAACUGCAACAGAGAAAGAUGUUACUCUGCUUGGAUCCAUCAGCACCUCUUCUUCUACAUCUUCUUUGGAACACAGACAGAGCCAUCCCAAGAAAGAGAACGCUGGCAGCCAUGCCAAGAAGACAAUGUGCAAAAGCCCCUCUGUUUCAUCUAGAGCCAGUGCUGGUCUGAAUUCCUCAGCAGCUUCUGUGGCAACUAGUGCCCGUAGUGAAGGAGAGCUACGUCUUGGAGCGAGAGUGUUGGUGGCGGGCCAGAGGAUUGGGACCAUUAAGUUUUUUGGGACAACAAACUUUGCUCCAGGAUAUUGGUAUGGUAUAGAGCUUGAAAAACCCCAUGGAAAGAAUGAUGGUUCAGUUGGAGGUGUGCAGUAUUUUAGUUGUUCGCCAAGAUAUGGAAUAUUUGCUCCCCCAUCCAGGGUGCAAAGAGUAACAGAUUCCAUGGACACUCUUUCAGAAAUUUCAUCAAAUAAACAGAAUCAUUCUUAUCCCGGUUUUAGGAGAAGUUUCAGUACAACUUCUGCCUCUUCCCAAAAAGAGAUUAACAGAAGAAAUGCUUUUGCCAAAUCGCGGUCGGCUCUGCGGCGCAGCUGGAGCAGCGCGGGCGGCGCGGGCGGCACCGAGGGGCGCGUGCGGCUGCACCGGGGCUCCCAGGUCCUCCUCACCAGCUCCAACGAGAUGGGCGCCGUGCGGUACGUGGGCCCCACCGACUUCGCUUCGGGCAUCUGGCUUGGACUUGAGCUUCGAAGCGCCAAGGGGAAAAAUGACGGCGCGGUGGGCGACAAGCGUUACUUCACCUGUAAGCCGAACCACGGGAUCCUGGUGAGACCCAGCAGAGUGACCUACCGGGGGAUCAACGGGUCCAAGCUUGUGGACGAGAGCUGUUGAGCGAAGCUUCUAACCAGUUGAAUUGUUAGCUCUAGCUUACUAGAUAUAUUAGGGUGUAACAUAAAGAAUCCAUGGCAAGUGGUUUGCUUUAUUUAGCUACUAUUUAAAUUUUGAAAAUAUAGUUAUCGUCAUAAAAACCAUUAUAACCAUUAUAACAAUUCAGAGAGAAUCCUUUAAAAAAGCCAGAAGACCCAGGAGAGUCAUGGGUCUCUUAAAACAAUUUGAAAAUAAGCAAUUUUUAGAGCUCUUAAAGCUUUAGACCCCAGAAAAUUUAGACCCAUGGUAAAAAUGUGCCAUUUACUCCGUUUCAUUUUGCACAUAGUAUUGGAGUUUUCAUAGUGCCUGUAAUUGUGAAGGUUUUCAUUAGCUUUACUUAACAUAUGAUUUCCACAAGACCUUUUCCUGUCAAGUAGUUUUGGGGUUUUUAUCACUUUCUGUGCUUUACUAUGGAUAAGUAUGAAAAGAGAACAAUAUCUAGAUUUUUCUGUAAAUUAACUGCUCUUUCAGGGAUGCCUCAUCUAAAGACAUACUAGAAUUUCAGAGUUGGAUGUGGCCUUAGAGGCUCCCAACUCAGCCUCUUGCCCAGUGCCAAAUAUGGAGAUAUAUGUCUAAAGCAGUUCUUCUCUUACCAAGGCCUCCUAACUAGCUGGUUAACAGAACCGAGCAUAGGACAUGGGUCCGACUUGUGGCUCAGUGCUUGUUCUUUAUACAAAGUGUCUAAUCUCAGAUUUUUCUUCUGUGCUGCUUGACUGCCUCAUCUGGAUGAGCUAUGAAAACCCACGAUUAAGGUUUAUGAAUUCAAGUCAUAGUUAGAAUUUUUUACACAUACUUAACUUCCUUAUUGGUUAUAUCUGUAAAACACACACACACUCACACACGAAGCACUUUUAACACAUGAUGCACUUUCAUCUCUGUGGAGAAUUUGCCAUCAUUUCCCCCUGGGAUAUGAAAAACAUUUUUAAAAAAUGUUUAAGAAAGGAGAACAAAUUAAUAUGUGUUUGGAAGAGUAUAGCAGUUAUUUAUGUCUGUGUUUAUGAUUCAUCAAUGGUUUUGUUUCAUUAUUCUUGAAACUGGUAUAGUGUUUGCUAUAGCUGCUGUUUUUAUACUGCCAGUUGUUGCAGAAUGCAGCCUGUUGCAAAGCUAUAGAACUGUAUCAUGUUUUUAUUUUCCUUCUUGUGUACAUGUUAACAAACUAAGUUUCAAAAUAGUGUGGUGUAAUAAUGCAAAACAUUUGUGUUGUGUAUCUGUAUUGAAGUUUGUGUCCUAUUUGUGUAAAAGAUUUAUCUUUUAUUGUAGAUAUUUAGACUUAAACUACCUUAGGAAUAUUGGAACAAUUUACUUUAUAAGAGUAAAAGCAUCCUUCAGAAUGGAGCUCUCUUUGUGCUUAGAAAUAAUAUGUUGAACUAUUUUGCAAUAUACUAUUUUUAAUCUAAAUUCUGUUGCUUUGCUGCCUUUUUUUUUAAGUGUGGUAUUUCAAAUAUUGCUAGAGCUAUUUUCUUGAAAUACAUUUGCAAAAUAAGGCUGCUUUGUACUCAAGGAAUAUUUUUAUUGAUUGACGAAAAUGACUGUACCGCAAUUCAAAAGUAAACUUAUUUUAUUAUACAGAUUAUUUCUUAAAAACUGUGUUUAUACCUUCAUACAAAAUCUAUGACUACGCUGAACUUGGGUGUCCAUAAUUCUUCUGUUAAAUAUAAAACCCCGUUAAGUUAGGAGCAGUAAUGUCAACACUGAAUUUAUUUUUUAGGUCAAAGAACCAUCCUCAUAUUUAGAUUAAGUACAUAUAAAUGCCUAUGUUUACAUACAAUAUACAUGCAAAUCAGGUGUUUUAUGUUUUGCUUAUUAAAUGUCAUUCAACAUUUACUUUUUGAGCAUUAAUAAAAUGGGAAGCUGCUCUGGA